UCUUGUCCCUUCUGCACACAAAUAAGCAGAACCUUCUCCUUGUGUCCCUUCGCCGCCUCAAUAGAAGCUUUCAGUGUAUUUAAAGCCUUGAUGGCUCUCAGUAUACAUGUAGAUGAAGAAGGAAGUUUAGAGCGGAGAAGCAAGCAGCUACAAGAAUUGAUGAUAGCAGUAGAAGGAAAGCCAGAAUUGGAACAAUCCGUGCAACCUGGCUUCAUAGAUCAAGACUUAUGUAAAGUAGUAAAGGAAGGCAAUGUGGACAACUUCCUUGAAGCCUUGGCAACAGUUUCAAAAAAUCUCUCUCUGCGGUCCAUCUUUGAUCAAGCAGGCCCCUCGCAGAAUUCAUUGCUCCAUUUGGCAGUGAAUUUCAACAAGAAAGAUAUUGCAGAACUCAUUGCCUGUCAUUUUCCAGAACUUAUUUCCAAGCGGGAUGUGAAAGGCAAUACUGCUCUGCAUUUUGCUGCAAGAAUGGGAAUCCUGAAGACCGUAGAAAUUCUUGUAAGGCAUGCAAAUGAAUUAUCUACUGCAGAUGUUUCAAGCUCAUCUUCCUCUACACCCAAGAAUGAUCCAAAUAAGAAUCUAGAAACAAGCAGUUCUAAAAAUCGAUUAGCGAUGAUGAAGAAUAAGCUUGGAAACACUGCUUUGCACGAGGCCGUGAUGAAUGAUCACUCUGAAGUGGCUCGAUUCUUGGUUCUUGAAGAUCGAGAAGUGUGGUAUUUUGAAAACGAGCAAGGCUGGUCUCCAAUGUGUUUGGCAAUCAUAAAUGGAAAUCAGGAGAUUCUUCGUUUACUAUUGGAAUUGCAACCUCCAGCAACCCGCUAUGGCGAUGUACUCUCAAGGCUACAGGGAAACUCACCAGCUCAUGUUGCCAUAUAUAGAAGAUGUUCUGGUAUGUUGGAAGAGAUGGCGAAUGCAAUUCCUGAACUUAUACUGUUCAAAGAUGCAUAUGGGCGAACUCCUCUUCACUGCGCAGCACAAAUUGGUGAACUUGAUGCAGUUGACAUCCUUGUAAGAAUAUCUAGAUCAAUCAUCUUUGAAAAAGACAAUGAUGGCUAUUUUCCAAUUCACAUUGCUUCCAAAUGUGGUCAUAUUAAGGUAAUAAAAAAGCUGGUUAAGUGCUGGCCUAAUCCAGAAGAGCUGCUCACAGAAGAAGGUAGAAAUAUUCUUCAUAUAGCAGCCAUGAAUGGAAAAGAUAACGUGGUGAGAUACAUAUUGGCCACUCCUGAACUGAGGAAGAUUUUGAAUGAGAAAGACAACAAUGGAGACACUCCAUUACAUUUGGCAGCAGGUUACUGUCAUCCUGGAGUUGUGCUUUCUCUCACACGCCACAAGGAAAUCAACUUGCAUGUUCGCAACAAUGAAAUGUUAAGUCCUUUUGGUGUUUUUGCGAUGUACAAGAUCUUCUCCUCAUCCGAAGAGAUAAAAAUGCAAUACUCUAUAACAGGCGCUGCUUUAAGUUCAGCCGGGUGUAAAAUGUCUCAUUUAUUAGGGAUACACAAGGAAAAGCGAAUUCCUCGCAUGCAUCCAGAGCUAUCAAAAAAUGAAUGGAUGAAGGAGCAAGUUGCAGGUAUGUUAACGGCAGGAACACUUGUGGCCACAGGCACCUUUGCUGCUGGUUUCGCCUUGCCCGGUGGUUAUAACCCAGACAAAGGAACAGCAACACUGAUAAACAAUCAUAUGUUUCAGUUGUUCAUGAUUUGCAACACCGCCUCUUUCUACUGCUCCAUCAUCUGCCUUUUGUGCUGUGCUUAUUCAAUGCUCGCUGAUGUCCAUUUAGCUGCAAAUGCUUUUGACAAUGCAAAGAUAACUUUCGGAGUAGCUCUUUUAAUGAUGUCCCUGGCGUUCAUGGCUGCAUUACAUGCAGUAGCAGGCAACCUUUCUUGGCUCGCCUCUCUCACUCUCAUCAUGGGAACCAUCGCUCUUCUAACCAUCGCUCUUGUCGUUCUUUUUUUCCUCUCCACAGUAAUCAUUUUCCCAAGUGACUGGAUUCUGCCUCUGAUGCGUUUUGUCUCCUACUACAUCCAUCGACUAAUGGUUUUCGUACUUAUGAAACACUAUCAUUCUGAACCUCCUGCUUACUUAUCAAAACAAUCCAGCAGCGAGAAUAUGAAUGAAAAAUCUAACGACAUGGAUGAAAAAGAAGCUAUAAAACAAGUAGGAAUUGAAGAAUAACUUGCUUAAUUAAUAUGUGUGGAAAGCAAGUUUCUAGAGAUUAUUGUAUCAUCAUACUAUGAGAUUGUUGUAAGUGUGUCAUUUACAUGCGCGUGAUGUGUUUAAUUUUAUCUAAUUAAUAAACAAAGUU
This is a messenger RNA of Hevea brasiliensis (rubber tree), 2299 nucleotides long. RefSeq names its product protein ACCELERATED CELL DEATH 6. The record is from RefSeq and is a predicted model, not a curated record. The transcript is spliced from 3 exons. Gene Ontology annotation, cellular component: plasma membrane. Lineage: Eukaryota; Viridiplantae; Streptophyta; Magnoliopsida; Malpighiales; Euphorbiaceae. Gene Ontology annotation, molecular function: protein phosphatase 1 binding; protein phosphatase regulator activity. The coding region runs from base 91 to 2169 and encodes 692 amino acids.